Molecule: messenger RNA, 1408 nt
Organism: Larimichthys crocea (large yellow croaker)
Lineage: Eukaryota; Metazoa; Chordata; Actinopteri; Sciaenidae
Gene: spi2
Product: Spi-2 proto-oncogene
Exons: 5
Coding region: 803-1408 (201 amino acids)
Biological process (GO): cell differentiation; regulation of transcription by RNA polymerase II
Cellular component (GO): nucleus
Molecular function (GO): sequence-specific DNA binding; DNA-binding transcription factor activity, RNA polymerase II-specific
Source: RefSeq, a predicted model, not a curated record
AUAGGCUGUACAAGGACUUUUAACUGUCUAAGACAGUGGGAGAGGUAAUAAAGAUUACUAACAGUAAUAACAAUUUUAUAUUUAAAUGUUGUUUAACACUCUUGUUGUUACAAGAAGCAACCAGUAAUAAGCAUUCUGUGUAAUCACAUGUAAAUACUGAUAAUUUUCUUGAAGAAAGUAUUAAAGGAAAGGUUGUUUGUAUACGUAUUGUAUUUAUUGUGUAUUAAUAAAUGUUUGUUAAUAAUAUCAUAAUUCAUUUUUUUCAGAAUUUGCAAUCUUGUGAAUAAAAACCAAUAAAACAAUCUGUGUGCUCUCACUUGUGUUCGGUUUUUACUGACUUGAUAACAGCAAAACUGCAGCUGCACUGACAUUGUCAUGCAAAAAUAUAAAGAUUGUGCUGAAAGAUUUGGCACGGUCUCCUUUGUGGUGAAAUAUUACAACAAGAGCACUAAAAAAUCUGAAAUUAAGACACAUCCUGUGAGGAAAAAUAUGGCAGCAAGUGUGUUUUUCCUGAAAAGAGAGCAUUUUGUAGAUGCUGCCUCCAGGCCAGGUCUUAUCUGGUUCAGCGGGGAGGAUGUGGUCAGUUCUGGGAGGCUUUGUUGGUGCUGGUGUUGGGGCUUUGUGGGAUGGUGGUCAUUGUUCCUGUGAGCCCGGGGUAUAGAAAACGUCUGGUGUUAUGCAGAAAGCCCGUUCCUGUGGGGGGUAUAAUAAGAGUCUGGGUACUUGAGCGUCUCAAAGUCAGUUUUGUGAAAUUCUCCCAAACUACAAGGACUGUGCUGCAUAAGAAUCAACCUCAUCAGUGAUGGAGACUCAGUCUGACUUGGAGGUGAUCUUAGAGUUCCUGGAGGAGUAUUACAAACAAAACGCUGGAGAAAAUGUGGACAAGGUGUAUUGGACUGCAGACGGGGAGUCAUACGAGCAACGCUGGAUGUGCUACGAGUCACCUAUUAUCAAACCUGCACUUCAGCCUUUGCUGGCACACGACGCCCCACCAGCCCUCAGACACAACACAACAGAAACAUUGUGUGAACGUGGGUCGCUGCCAAACUUUGUAUCAACAAGACAACCAACCAAACACCCGACCACAACAGCGGGGAGUGGUAGGAAGGUGCGACUCUUUCACUUCCUGUUCGAGAUGUUGGAGGAUCCAAACAUGGCCCACUGUGUGUCCUGGGUGCCGACGGACGCCGGCGUCUUCCGCUUUUCCUCCACGAACAAGGACCAGGUGGCGGCACUCUGGGGACAGAGAAAAGGCAACAAGAGACCCAUGACGUAUCAGAAGAUGUCCCGCGCCCUCAGAAACUACUCCCGGUCCGGUGAGAUCUUCAAGGUGAAGAAGAAGCUCACCUACCAGUUCAGCCGAGACACCCUGAUGUCACUGCAGAAAUGUCACAGAGGAAGCUCGUAA